UAAUCUCCAAGUUCCUCCUCCCUCUUUUUCUCUUGCAAUUAAAAGAAAAUAAACUGGGUUGUUUGUGCUGCAGAGCCCUAAUCUCUCUUGAACCCACUUCAAUCAGGCUUUAAUCCCCACAACUCCACCAAAACUGUUCUUGUCAAGAUGUAUAAGGUAGACCUGUCACCAGAUCCCAAGGAGGUAGCAGCCAUCGAGGCUAGAAGAAAUCGAGAAAAGGAGCGACAGAGCCGAAUCUUCAAUGUGCGGACCCGAGUCAUGGGGGUGGAUGUUGAAGCCCUGAACAGCCAGGUGGAAGAACGAAAGCUUCGGGAGGCAACAGAGCAGAGCAAGGAGGCAGCUUAUGGUACCAACCAGGUGCAGUAUGAUCUGGUAGCCCAGAUGCUAGAGAAGGAACAGGCAGAACGAACACGUCGGCUGGCCAAAAAAGUCCAGGAGUUUCGGGAACAGAAGCAGCAGCUCAAGAACAGGCGUGAAUUUGACCUUUGGGAUCCAGAACAACUCCAGAAUGAAUUUCCAGCCCAUCUUGGUGACAGUGAUCCCCACUGUGGCCCAGCUAGCCUGCAGUGGUUCUCUGGAGAGGACCUGUACAGGGCCACGUGCCUGAGAAUGCAGCAGGAACAGUUCAGGUACAGCCUGGAGAGGCAGCUGCAGGAGCAACAGCAAGCCAAGGCUGAUGAGAAGUGUGCAGAUAUGCUCAGUGACCAGCUGCGCCUAGCCAUGGACAUGCGGGCCACCCAGCUGGCCAAGCUGGAGGAGUCCUGUCGUGUGGCCAUGAUGUCUGCCAUGGCCAACGCCAACAAAGCCCAGGCAGCUGAGCUGGCUGAGCGGCAGUGCCGUGAGCAUCAGCAUGAACAGGAGGCCAACCUCAUGGAGAUCCAGAACCAGAUUAUGAGCGACUUGCUGACUGAGAACCCCCAGGUCGCCCAACACCCUAUGGCUCCCCACCGGGUCCUGCCCUAUUGUUGGAAGGGCAUGACUCCAGAGCAGCGAGCUGCCAUCAGGAAAGUCCAGGAGGCACAAUGCUCUGAAAAGGAGGCACAGCGCCAGGCUGAACAAGCACUGGAUGCCAAAUGGGAAAGCCAGGCCAUGCGCUCAGCCCAGGCAGCAAUGGAGCUAGAAGAGCAGGAGAGGGAACUGUGUGCUGAAUUUCGGAGAGGGCUGGGUUCCUUCAACCAGCAGCUGGCUAAGGAGCAAAAUGCCCAGCAGAAUUAUCUGAAUUCAAUAAUCUACACCAAUCAACCUACAGCCCAAUAUCAUCUACAGUUCAACACCAGCAGCCGCUGAGCUCAGGAUAGUCAUCUCUCCCUCCUCCCCCUUCAAGCUCACAGAGGCCAGGAGUCAGAGAGGAAUACGCUGCAGACCCCCUUCCCCAAUCCAUUCCCCAGAGGGAGAGAGCUGAGCCAAUACCCCCACCUUCAACCCUAAGUAAUAAAGUUAUUCACUAAAAUCAAGGCCAUGUGUUGUAAUAGGACACAAAAUGUGUGAGGUACUGCCUUUCCCACCCUACCCCUGGGCUCUGAGCAUCCAACCCUUUCAGAGUCUUCACCCAUUCACCUUUCUUCCCCAUGCCAGUUCCUUCAGCACACAGCACUGCCCACUCCCUGUGAGAAAUAGAGACUUUAUUAGGCACAGAGGGUGACUAAUGGGCAGUUACAAAAUGGCUACUGGGCUUUCUCCCAAGCUGGAGUA
Messenger RNA from Ceratotherium simum simum (southern white rhinoceros), 1692 nucleotides. NCBI's taxonomy places the organism in Eukaryota, Metazoa, Chordata, Mammalia, Perissodactyla, Rhinocerotidae. The record is from RefSeq and is a predicted model, not a curated record.